AUGGCAUCUUAUAACAUAUCGUCAGGAAUGGCAAUAUGGCUUGUGGAGACCGAUGACGCUCUGCUGCGCGACGUCGCAGCAGCCCCGGCUGCUGAGAGUCCUACCGAUGUGGCCAUUCCCACGCCGCCAAUUCCUUCAGUAUCGCUGCCGCUUCCAACGGGCCUUCCACCCCUUCCCACUGGAAAAGGAAAGGGUGGCGGUGGUAAGGGAACCGGCCGACCUACUCCGACUGGUAAAGGCAAAGGCGGUGAAAGACGCCAACUCCCCACAGGGCGACCCCCGAUUCCUACUGGUUUCCCAACUGGCCUCCCUCCACUUCCUACUGGGCUACCUACUGGUCUUCCUCCACUUCCUUCUGGGUUUCCUACUGGAUUCCCCACAGGCAAGGGCAAGGGAAAGGGCACUGGACGACCGACGGGGAGACCGACACCAACAGGAAAAGGCACCAGACCCACACCACAAGUAGUUGAGGAGCGCCAGCUACCUACAGGCAUCCCUACUGGCUUUCCCACAGGGAAGGGUAAAGGAAAGGGCACUGGACGCCCAACUGGGACUAGGCCGACCGGUAAAGGCCGACCUACCGGCUUCCCUACUGGGCCUCGACCCACCGGCAAAGGCCGGCCGACUGGCUUCCCAACAGGCAAGCGCCCGAGCCCGACUGGCGGCUUUGGCCGGCCUCCCCAGUGA
Neoarthrinium moseri is the source of this 687-nucleotide messenger RNA. RefSeq lists its product as uncharacterized. NCBI's taxonomy places the organism in Eukaryota, Fungi, Ascomycota, Sordariomycetes, Amphisphaeriales, Apiosporaceae. The transcript is spliced from 9 exons. The record is from RefSeq and is a predicted model, not a curated record. Bases 1 to 687 code for a protein of 228 amino acids.